GUCAUCAUCACCGGCUGCUUCUCCUACUACCAAGAGGCCAAAAGCUCCAAGAUCAUGGAGUCCUUCAAGAACAUGGUCCCCCAGCAAGCCCUGGUGAUCCGGGAAGGGGAGAAGAUGCAGCUGAACGCGGAGGAGGUGGUCGUCGGGGACCUGGUGGAGGUGAAGGGGGGUGACCGCGUCCCUGCCGACCUGCGCAUCAUCUCGGCCCACGGCUGCAAGGUGGAUAAUUCUUCCCUGACGGGCGAAUCGGAGCCACAGACCCGCUCCCCCGACUGCACCCACGACAACCCGCUGGAGACCCGCAACAUCACCUUCUUCUCCACCAACUGCGUCGAGGGCACGGCGCGCGGGGUGGUCAUCGCCACGGGCGACCGCACGGUGAUGGGCCGCAUCGCCACGCUGGCUUCGGGCCUGGAGGUCGGCAAGACGCCCAUCGCCGUGGAGAUCGAGCAUUUCAUCCAGCUGAUCACCGGCGUGGCCGUGUUCCUGGGCGUCUCCUUCUUCGUGCUCUCGCUCAUCCUGGGCUACUCCUGGCUGGAGGCCGUCAUCUUCCUCAUCGGCAUCAUCGUGGCCAACGUGCCCGAGGGGCUCCUGGCCACCGUCACGGUACGUCCUGCCCUGGGCGCUGCCGGGAGCCCCAGACCCCCUCGCGCUGGGGGGGCUCCCCGAGGGAUUUCUCCG
This is a messenger RNA of Terrapene triunguis (Three-toed box turtle), 681 nucleotides long. RefSeq names its product sodium/potassium-transporting ATPase subunit alpha-3-like. The transcript is spliced from 4 exons. Gene Ontology annotation, molecular function: ATP hydrolysis activity; ATP binding; P-type sodium:potassium-exchanging transporter activity. Gene Ontology annotation, biological process: proton transmembrane transport; potassium ion import across plasma membrane; sodium ion export across plasma membrane. The record is from RefSeq and is a predicted model, not a curated record. NCBI's taxonomy places the organism in Eukaryota, Metazoa, Chordata, Testudines, Emydidae. Gene Ontology annotation, cellular component: membrane. The annotation marks the transcript as partial.